Paramuricea clavata is the source of this 299-nucleotide messenger RNA. NCBI's taxonomy places the organism in Eukaryota, Metazoa, Cnidaria, Anthozoa, Malacalcyonacea, Plexauridae. The record is from the annotation of a GenBank genome assembly.
AUGGCAUCAUCUGGCUCGACUGGAAGUUUUUCUAUUGCAAAUCGAACAAGUAAUAUCUUGAAAUAUCAAAAAUUGUUUCAGGUAAGGACUUGUUCAAAGUGUCUUUAUUUAAAAAUAUUGACUAACAUGUUCUUUGCCUCUCCUAGGGAGGCGACCAUGCAGCACCUGUAUAUUUACGAGGUGGUUCUCGAGACAAGAUGAUUUACAAUAUUGCAAUGGGUUUUUCUGUUGUUGGUGUUGGUGUUACCCUUGCUACCAUUUAUGCUAUGGCAUCUGGAAAAUUGAAGAAAGCAGCCUAA